CUGUCGGACGACAGACGAGCUGACGAUCAUGCCAGUUAUAGUCCGGAAUUUUUCUACUUCACACAAGACCCGAUUCCAAAAUAGUCAAACACACACAUUUUUUUUUUGUAUCUGGUUCGAAUCUUUUACUUUGUAAAAUCGUGACCGAGGCGUGACAGGCGGAGGCACCAUCCACACAUGGUCAUAUGGACACGUCCUUCCGCGUUCCGCAUCUAGAAUAUCCGUAUUUUCAAUUCCAAUAAAAUCUGUGCAAAUUAAAACGCGCGUGGUCCGCGAGUGAAACAUUAAAAUUUUCAAGUCGCGGCAGCUGAACCGAAAACUCAAUCGGUGUUAUAACAAACAAAACAACAACAAGAGCCGAUAAACAGAAACAGCAACCACGUAAAUUACAAACAAAUUCCACGGACUAUAACAGGAGUUGAAGGAGUUGGGAAGCCCCGAAAACCGAAGAGAGAAGAUCUAGAGUUUGGUAGAACAUCAAAUCAGAACAGGAUCAGAUAGAAAAGGAUUGUGUGUGGCAUUUGUUUUACGCGUUUCGUUUUCUGUGUUCCUGAACUGCUUCUCGGAGAACUUUGAGGACAGCUCACCACAUUGACUGCAGUUCUGGUUACAUCUUGUGAUUCGCGUUGCGUUCCUCAUUAUAUAUAUUUUGUAUUUUUAUUGUGCAAAUUGCCAGUUGACUUGCAAUCCCCACAUAUCCAUCGACUCCUAGUGAGCCCACCACCCCACGAAUCCUGCGAAUCCUGCCUCCUUUUACGGGGAAGCUGCUUCGUGGUGGACCUCUCGAGGCCUUGCCCUGCAGGGUGGAGCUCUCCAAAAGGUCGCCAGUUCGGGAAGCUGGUGGUGCGUCGACACCUCGAAGCUGGCGAAGAAGAAGUCCCAGCAUCCCGGCGAGCAGGAGGUUCGCAAGGACAGGGUCCACAACCGGGACAAGGAUAGGCACAGGGACAAAGACAGAGACAAGGACAAGGUCAAGGAGCGGGAGAAGGAGAAGGAGCAGCCAAUGGCCCACCAACACAACGUUCCCGCUCACGAGCGUCGCAUCCAUGAGCUGGACCAAAAUGUAGAGCGCGUCUUCGAUGUCCGAAAGCGCUUGGGGAAAGGUGCCUACGGCAUCGUUUGGAAGGCCACUGAUAAGCGAAACAAGGACACCGUGGCCCUGAAGAAGAUAUUCGAUGCUUUUCGUGACGAAACCGAUGCCCAGCGCACCUACCGCGAGGUGAUAUUUCUGCGUGCCUUUCGCCACCAUCCCAACAUCAUCAGGCUGAUGGAUGUCUUCAAGGCUGGCAACAAUUUAGACUUUUACUUGGUGUUCGAGUUCAUGGAAAGCGACCUGCAUAAUGUGAUCAAAAAGGGCGAUGUCCUCAAGGACAUUCACAAGCGAUUCGUCAUGUACCAGCUGAUCAACGCCAUCAAGUACAUGCACUCGGGCAACGUCAUCCACAGGGACCUGAAGCCCAGUAACAUACUGAUAGAUAGCAAAUGCAGACUCAAAGUGGCUGAUUUCGGUCUGGCUCGCACGCUUUCCACCAAACGCAAGGCCGAGUUCGAUGAUAUGGACCACCAGGGCAUGUUGACCGAUUACGUGGCCACCCGUUGGUAUCGCGCCCCCGAAAUUCUAGUGGCUAGUCGAAAUUAUACCAAAGGCAUUGAUAUGUGGGGUCUGGGCUGCAUUCUGGGCGAGAUGAUAAGACAGAAACCCCUGUUCCAAGGCACCAGCACUGUCAAUCAGAUAGAGAAAAUCGUGUUGGCCCUGCCGGAUGUGACCCAGCGGGACAUCGAGUCGAUCGGAGCCAGCUUCGGGACCGCCCUGCUGAGCAAGAAGAUCCACCGCGACCGCCGCCAUUCGCUGGACGAGAUGCUGAGGAACUGCUGCGACGACGCCAUAUCGCUGGUGAAGGCCCUCCUGGUCCUGAAUCCCCACGGACGGCUGACGGCCAAGGCGGCCAUCCAGCAUCCGUAUGUGAGUCGCUUCCGGACCUCCUCCGCGGAUAUGGAGCUCCGCGUGGACAUCCAUCCGCCGCUGAAGGACGACGUGCGCUACGGGGUGGACCAGUACCGGAGCAGCCUGUACGACAUGGUGGGCCGGGAGUCGAGGGGCAGUGCCCGGACGAUCAGCAAUGCCACGCCGUCCAGCAUCCGGGAGAUCUCCACGAAGCCCCAGCGAGUGGUGUCGCGGACCAGGACGUUGAGUGCCAACCAGCCGAGCCAGGCGGACAGGAAGAUGGAGCUGCAUCAGCCGGAGGCGAACACCCUGACCCGCAGGAUCGUCCAGCAGACGAAGCCGUUCCAGCCGGUGGCCCCAUCCUCCUGCUCGACCCUGCCGAAGGCACGUCCCCCCUCCAAGGAUGGCAUCCGGGCAGAGCCACCGGCGCCAUCGGCUCGACUAGCUAAGUCCGGAGCAGCUCUGUCGUUGGCCGAACGGCACCUGGCCAAGUGCCGGCAACACCGGAUGGUGUUCCAACGGGAAUUGGCUGCCGUAGCGGCCACUGUGCCGCGCAAGAAGACCACCGCGUGGCAGACGCAGGUCCAGGCCCAAGGCAAGUUCCGUGCCGAGGCGAAGGCCAAUAUGGAGGCCGUGCUCCAGGCCCAGAUGCCCAACACCGCCACUAACAACAACACCACGACCACCGAUAGUUCUCCAGCGAAGAGUGUUCCGGUGGCGGAGGAGUCGACGGCCCUGCAAAGGAAUCGAUCCCUGCGAUCCAAAUUGAGCAAGGAAAUCAAGGCCAGGGAGAAAGUGGAGGCUACCAAGAGGGAAAAGGAGCAAAUGGAGCGCCGCCGGCUGGAAAUCCAGGAGGAGAAGAUGCGGGUGCUCGAAAUGCAGCGGCAGAAGCGGGAGCGCAUGAAUCUCCAGAGGAGGCAGGUGGCAGAGAACCUCCGGCUGAUGGCUGAGGAGCGCGAGCAGCUGGAGGAGAUGGCCGAGCAGGAGGCGACGGCCAAGGCCUUCAGCGAAAUUGCCCGCAAGGUGGAGAAGCUCACCCAGAAGAAGAAGAAGAACAAGAAUCAGGACAAGGACCGGGUGGGCGGCGACUCGGUGCCGGCGGAGCGGGAGGAGGAGGACAACCCGGGCAUAUUGCCCGCGGGCGUGAGCGUCUGCUAUCGCCAGAGGAUCAACCACCUGGAGGCCGAGAUGGCGAAGUGCAAGGAGCAGCUGGUGAACUUCGUCCAGGACCACCAGGAUCUGCUUAACCACAAUAACCUGCGGUACCACAUUAAGAAACUCCAGCCCCACAAGGAUUCGGAGCCAGAGGAGGAGGAGGAGGGGGAUGGCAAACCCCUGCCGGAGGGCAGUGGGGAUCCCGGCUCCCAGUCGUAUGAGCUCUUCCGCCGGGAGCAGCAGAAGCAGCGGCAGCGCCAGCUUCAAGAGUUCCUGACCCGCGACGACACCAAUGAGUUCGACAUUCCCGAUCUGGCCAAUGUGUACCGGGCCAGUUGCUAUCAUCCCUUCCACCAACAGCCGGUGGCCAGUGACUCCUCGUCGCCGGACAGCGGGAGACGCGAGUCCGGGUCGGAGUUGUCCCAGGAGCGGAACUACCCGCACCACACGCAGUAUGCCAACUACUUUCCCAAAUACACCAUGCUGGAGGAGGCGCGGCAAAGGCAGAGGGACCAGCCGGUGCACCCGGAGCGCAACGAGAAGACCCGACAGCUGGAGGAGCGCCUCCAGGAGCACCGGCUACGGCAGGAGCGCCUGAAGGCCCAGCUGGAAGCCUGCAGGAAGCAGCACGAGACCCUGGGACUCCACCACAAGGUGCACCGCCAUCAUCACCACCAUUCCGCCAGCGGUCCUCGCUACGAUCCCAUGCGACUGCGGGAGAACGACAUCCAGGAGGCGAACUUCUCUCAAGGAAUCAGCGGAACUGUUCUUGGGUAAUUGUCCCAGUCUUGACGCAAUAUAUACGCAUGUGCAUUAGUGAA
Molecule: messenger RNA, 3921 nt
Organism: Drosophila suzukii
Lineage: Eukaryota; Metazoa; Arthropoda; Insecta; Diptera; Drosophilidae
Source: RefSeq, a predicted model, not a curated record